Tauraco erythrolophus (red-crested turaco) is the source of this 333-nucleotide messenger RNA. NCBI's taxonomy places the organism in Eukaryota, Metazoa, Chordata, Aves, Musophagiformes, Musophagidae. The record is from RefSeq and is a predicted model, not a curated record.
GGUUCCUUAAAGGAGAUUCUUAAACAACUAGAAGAAGAGAAGAAGAGUCUCCAGAAUCAGCUAAAAGACUAUGAACUUAGACUGGAACAAGAAGCAAAGGCUUACCACAAAGCUAAUGAUGAGCGGCGCAUGUACCUCUCAGAGAUCUUACAGACCUCAGCUAUGCUUAAAAUUACUGAAAGGCAAAAACCAGAUGCUCUGACAGGCAAGAGAGAAAAUCAGAUACUGAGAGGCAGAUACAGUGUUCCAGGAAACCUGAAGAUGGUUAAUCCUCAAAAAGGACCGAUUAAAAAGACUGUAGGAGUGAAGCAGCUUCCGAAACUAAAGCACUGA